ACAAUGCGGCUCAAGAUAUCGACGAUCGUCGAUUCCUAUAUAUUUUAAUUCUUCAAGCCAUUGGUUUAUAGAUCGCCUCGGGACGUAUUCAGUAUGGUUUGAAAUUGAAUGGAUAUAUAUACAAUAUCAGCUAAUGGAGUCAAGCAGGUCAGCAAGUGGGACCAAUAAAGAUAGAGACAAAGACGAAUCAGAAAGCAGAUGCUCAGAGACGCUUUCUUUUUGUAAUGAUGAAGAGGAAGAAACGGAUAUUAACUAUGAACUUUCAGUAUUUUUCGAGCAUUUCCAUUCUUUGUUGAAACAAUUUGGGAAUGACGAUGACUUUUGGCAGUUUCAUGAUAACGAUGAUGACGAGGCAUUAGACGUUGACGGUACCGAAAAAUGGGAUCUGAAGCGUUUCACUUGGGCUCUUGUUAAUAUAGCCGAAGAGUAUAAUGGGAGUGUCUCAAAGAAAGUUCUUUCAAAUUUUCGCCGGAAGAUAGGCGAUUCAAUUGCAGAGACCGCAACAGCUGAUGGGUUAUGUUCUUAUAUAAUAAAAGCCCUAAAAGAAAUGAUGAAUUCGAAGAGUGAAGAUCUCACAAUUACUGCUACGUUGAAAAACGUAGUGACGUGCCUUGGAAGUUUUACAGAGGUAUCUUUACUUUUAUGCGAAAAGCUAUCCAGCAUGAGGAGGUUUCUCGAGACAAGCAAGCAGUUUCUGGCUCAAGAGGGCAUCUUCAACAGAAUCAAGAUCAAUAAAGUCUACGAAACUGAUAACCCAGGCAUGUCGUUUCUGUAUGAUUUCUUAGCUCCGUUGCUAUAUAUUGCCUCAAGAGAUGAACUAGUUAUUGCGUUGAAAGACGUCGGAUUCACAGAUGUUUUGAAGGAGUUUCUGUCCAAUGAAAGCCCUGACAUUUGGAUGCAGGUUCUGACAUUGCUAGCAGCCUUAGUUACAGAAGAAGAAUGUGAUAUUAUACAGUCAAACAAAGAGCGAGUUGAGGAGUUAUUGAAUGUGCUGGCAGAAGGAUUGGAAGAAAGCGAGAUACGGGUAGGAGGCUGGUCAUGCCCGCGUGCUGUUGCUCAUACUUUUCGUUUGUUGGCGAGGAACGAUGCAAACAAGAGAAUGCUUGUAGAACUGGGUGCUUUUCAAGUGCUGAGUAAACUUGGAAAGGUCAAACGCAAAGAGGAAACAAUGGAAUGCUUGCAGUUAAUUUGGGUACUCUGUUAUGACAAGGAAAACAAGAAAGAAGUUGUCGACAAUGAAGAACUUGGACUAGUGGAUCUUCUCCUUGAACUCCAAGAAAGCACUGAAAAAGAUAUUGCAUGUGCCUCUUGUAAUGCGUUGUGGACUAUAAGAGAUGAGCUGACCAAAUCAAAGAACAGGCGUUUCAGGAAAAUAGGUGAAACAUACAGUCAAUCGGCAAAGGAUAACCACACAAGAAGUCAAGUGAAAUAUCGCUUAAAGUCUAGUGAUACUACAAAAACGGGCGAAAAUAAAAAUACAUUUUCAAAUAAAGUUGACCAUGCUAUUUUUAAUGCGGAAUCAAUACUGAGACACGAAAAAGCAAAGAAACAUAUCAUGAUAUCCUACGAUAAGAACCACAGAGAAGUUCUGUUGAAAUUAAAAGAAAAUAUUUCUAGACGUGGAUAUUCAGUUUGGAUGGAUGGGGACAUUAUGUCAGGCUCCACACUCGACGCAAUGACUCGCGCUGUAGAAGGAGCUGGAAUUGUACUGAUCUGCAUAUCACAGAUGUACAAAGACAGCAAUAACUGCCGUGCUGAAGCCGAGUAUGCCUAUACACUGAACAAAACACUUAUCCCACUGUGCAUGGAACGGAACUACAAGCCUGACGGGUGGCUGAGAAAGUUAAUUGCGUCAAAACUAUUAUUUGAAUUCAGUGGAGAAUCUGAGGAGAAAAUGAACAAAUUGCUUAAAGAAAUAGAUAUACAGUAAGCAGUAUCUUCAAAUUCCAAGAUAAAGGGUUCAGGUUGUUCAGCACAUGGAACCAAACAAGAUGUCGAAAAGGACGAGACAGAAAGCAACCGCCCUAAAACGUCUUUUUCUGGCAUUGUUGACCGGAAUGUACCAGAUCUUGAUGU
Messenger RNA from Mya arenaria, 2076 nucleotides. RefSeq lists its product as uncharacterized. The record is from RefSeq and is a predicted model, not a curated record. The transcript has 10 exons. The coding region runs from base 134 to 1930 and encodes 598 amino acids. NCBI's taxonomy places the organism in Eukaryota, Metazoa, Mollusca, Bivalvia, Myida, Myidae. Gene Ontology annotation, biological process: signal transduction.